UUUUAAUAUCCCCUCCUCUUCCUCCUUUUUCUCCUCCUCCUCCUCCUUCCUCUCUCUCUCUCUCUCUCUCUCUCUCUCUCUCUUAAGACAGAGUUUGUUUGUGCAGCCUUGGAUGUCUUGGAACUCACUCUGUAGACCAGGCUGGCAUUGAUUUGAACUCAGUGAUCCACCUGCCUCUGUUUUGUUGAGUGAUUGGAUUAAAGGCAUGCACCACCACUGCCUGACACUGAUGACAUUCUUUAUUAAUAAGUCUUAAGUUAUAUAAAACUCAGGCAGUUGUUGGAAAUAAGCCAAUGAGUUUAAAGGUUAAAAAAAAAGGAAGUAGAUGAAUAAAUUUUUGGUGGCUAAAUAGAAAGAAAGUACUGUACAGUCUUCUUUAGAAGUUCAGCUAGCAAAGAAGAUAUUGUGACUGUUAGUGAAACUUUCACCAGCAAAUUCAAUGCAGUUUUCACUCCAAUGCAUUCUCCUUCAUUUAAUGCUUCCUCUCUGCCCACAAGAAUCAGAGUCAUUGUUGAUGAUAAAACAUAACAAUUACGAGACUGCAGUCGUUGGAGGAAACGUGACCAUCUUCUGCAACUUGACAAGUCUGGCAAAUGUUGAGCAAAUCACCUGGCAGAAAAUCCAAGGCUCUUUGCCUCAAAAUAUUGGCACUUAUAGCCACAAAUACGGGGAAAAGAUCCUCCCACCAUAUGAAAACAGGCUGCACUGCAAGAUCCUGGAACCCAGCGCCUCCUUCAUAACUAUCCAGGAAGUGACAUUUGAAGAUGAAGCCUGCUACAAGUGUCUUAUGAACACUUUUCCACAUGGCAGUCAUGGAGGACAAACCUGCCUUAACAUUUUAACUGUAUCUGAGUUAGUAACUGAACUCCAAUCUGUUCCUGGCUCUGAAGAUCUUCAUAACCAUCACUGUUCAGCUGUGGGAAAACCUGCCCCUGGAAUCUCAAUUCACCCUUCAGGAGUCAUAGUGUCCACAGAAGAGUACACUCUUCAGAACCUCAAUACCACAGUGAUUGUCACUAAAAGCUACAACAUCUCUUUGAAAACUGUGAUGUCCUUGGGUCUCCGGAACCUGGUUGUGUCUAUGACUCACCCCGUAAGACAUGAAGAGAAGAUAGUUCCUCUGCCAGUACACCAAGAAA
This is a messenger RNA of Psammomys obesus (fat sand rat), 1139 nucleotides long. RefSeq names its product OX-2 membrane glycoprotein-like. Gene Ontology annotation, molecular function: cell-cell adhesion mediator activity. The annotation marks the transcript as partial. The transcript is spliced from 3 exons. Gene Ontology annotation, biological process: negative regulation of macrophage activation; regulation of immune response. Lineage: Eukaryota; Metazoa; Chordata; Mammalia; Rodentia; Muridae. The record is from RefSeq and is a predicted model, not a curated record.